UGUUGUGUGUGUGUGUGUGUGUGUGUGUGUGUGUGUGUGUUGGGGGAGAGAUCAUUAUUGGACCUGCGAUGGACUCCAGCGCGGGGGAACAUGGCAUGGCUCGACUUGGAUUGUUUUUGGUUUUGAUGCUGGGGCUGAUGUGGAGAUUUUGCGAUGCCUGCCCCGCAUCCUGCACUUGCAGCAUCUCAAGGAUUGUUUGUAUUGAUUCCGUGCCGGGGAUCGAGGAUUUCCCCGUGCUCACGUUGGAUGACAUGGAAAACAUCACCGAGAUAUACAUUGCAAAUCAAAACAGACUGUUUGACAUGAAUGACAACAGUUUGAGACACUACAUAAACCUCAGAAACCUAACAGUGAUAAACACCAGACUGACAUCGAUAUCAUCAGAUGCAUUUUUCAACAAUACAAGACUUCAAUAUGUAAAUCUCAGAGACAAUAAUCUGUCGACGCUCUCAUGGAGAAUAUUUCAGAACUUUAACAUAACAUUACCGCUCUUCCUGUAUGGAAACCCUCUGGAUUGUGUUUGUGAGAACUUGUGGAUCAAACUGAGGCUCCAAGAAGACAUAGACGGCCAGGAUCUGAAAUGCAUGGACGAUAGAGGAGAGACGACGGCCUUCGCCAGACUCACUCCACCGGACUGUGUGGUUCCCAAAGUGGAGCUCACCCCAAAAUCUGUGACCGAGAUGCAGGGGAGUAACGUGGAAGCUGUGUGCACCACCACAGGUUCCCCUCUCCCUGAGCUCCUGUGGAACCUGGACCUGCUCUCCACCCAACACGAGAUCGAAGCACUGGAAACAAAGAGCACCCUCACCUUGUCAGGCCUGUCUCCUGACGAUAAUGGCAGGGUGAUCAUAUGCAGCGCUGAGAACAUGGUCGGUCAGACGGAGGCCACCCUGCAGCUUAAUAUUCUCUUUGCCCCCACCAUCCAGCAGCUGCUGGGGCCGGAGCAGAACCACCACUGGUGCAUCCCCUUCAGCGUGACGGGGAACCCCAAGCCCGAGCUUCAGUGGUACCACGAGAACGUGCCCCUCCAGGAGCAGGACUACAUCCACACGCAGAUCCACCUGUCCACCGACACCGAGGACCACGGCUGCCUGCAGCUGGUCAACCCCACGCACAUUCACAAUGGCGUGUACAGGCUGGUGGCAAAGAACAAGUACGGCCGGGACGAGAAGAAGGUCUCUGCACACUUCAUCGUCCCACCUGAGCCACCGGAAGAGUCCGACUACUACUAUACCACGGAUUCCCCGCUCCCCCCGUUGGACGACAGUGUUGCUGUGUAUGUAGUUGUUGGAAUCGCAGGAGUUGCAUUGACCGGCUGUGUCCUGAUGGUGAUAAUUCUGAAAUGUGGAAGAAACUCCAAGUUUGGUAUUAAAGGCUCCUCCUCAGUCAUCAGUAAUGACGAUGACUCCGCCAGCCCUCUUCAUCACGUCUCCAAUGGCAACAACACCCCGUCGUCCUCGGAGAUGGGUCCAGACGCAGUGAUCAUCGGGAUGACAAAGAUUCCUGUCAUUGAGAACCCACAGUACUUCCGCAACUCCGGCAGCAUGCUGAAAUCUGACACGUUUGUCCAGCACAUCAAGAGACACAACAUCGUCCUGAAGCGGGAGCUGGGAGAGGGAGCCUUCGGGAAGGUCUUCCUCGCCGAGUGCUACAACCUGACACCAGACCAGGAGAAGCUCCACGUGGCAGUGAAGACCCUGAAAGAGGCCAGCGAGAGCGGCCGGGCAGACUUCUACAGAGAGGCCGAGCUGCUCACCAACCUGCAGCACGAGCACAUCGUCACCUUCUACGGCGUGUGUGUCGAGAGCGACCCCCUCAUCAUGGUGUUUGAAUAUAUGAAACAUGGUGACCUCAACAAGUUUCUCAGGUCUCAUGGUCCUGAUGCAGUGCUGAUGGCAGACGGUCAACACAAUAUCCUGGUGGAGCUCACCCAGUCCCAGAUGCUGCACAUUGCCCAACAGAUUGCGGCUGGCAUGGUCUACCUGGCCUCUCAGCACUUUGUCCACAGAGACUUGGCAACCAGGAACUGCCUGGUCGGAGAGAACCUGCUGGUCAAGAUAGGGGACUUUGGCAUGUCCAGAGACGUUUACAGCACAGACUAUUACAGAGUGGGCGGACACACGAUGCUGCCGAUCCGCUGGAUGCCCCCGGAGAGCAUCAUGUACCGGCGGUUCACCACGGAGAGCGACGUGUGGAGCCUCGGGGUGGUGCUGUGGGAGAUCUUCACCUACGGCAAACAGCCCUGGUACCAGCUCUCCAACAAUGAGGUGAUCGAGUGCAUCACCCAGGGCCGCGUGCUGCAGCGGCCCCGCACCUGCCCUAAAGAGGUGUACGACCUGAUGCUGGGCUGCUGGCAGAGGGAGCCCUACAUGAGGCUGAACAUCAAGGAGAUCCACAGCAUGCUCCAGAGCCUCGCCAAGGCCUCGCCCGUCUACCUGGACAUACUGGGCUGAUGCGCCAGCGUGUCGUGUGUGUUCUCCGCGUGCAUGUGGGCUUCGUGAGUGUUUUUCCGCGUGUCGGUGUGUUUGACAUGAAGCGACAGGAGAGGAGAGGAGAGGAGAGGAGGGAGAGAAGUGCGUGUGUGAGGUUGUGUCUGUGUUCAUCACCUGGCUGUAAAUGUAACUGUAAAUGCUCUCGUCCUCAUCACAUGAAGAAAAGCCUUAAAUCUCAAGUGAUUUUAUUUUUGCUUUUUCUGGACUCGUCCAUCUGCAGAUGUUACCGAAGCAUGUUUCACAAACGGAAACCAAAAUGUAUACAGGAUCAAUAUCAUCAACACUACAUACAUACAUACAUACAUACAUACAUACAUACAUACAUACAUACAUACAUACAUACAUACAUACAUACAUACAUACAUACAUACAUACAUACAUACAUACAUACAUACAUACCUGUGAAAGGCAUAAAAGCUAAAUGAAACUAAUUACUGGGCUUCACAGUGUGUCUCUCCAUCAUGGACAGAAUUAGUACUUUGCUGUGGACAGAGCUUUCUCCUCUCAUUCAGCAGUGUCUGCCAAAAGAUAAAAAUAUUCAUGAACUUACAGCCAAAGCUUUUUCCUUUAUAUAUCCCACACUCUUUUAAAUAUUUGUAGAAUUCAUAAAGUCCGUUCUCACAUGGAGCUGUUGAUUUAAUCUGAGGUGUUUGAGCCGUCCACAGAUGCUUGUUUGAAUUUUAAACAUAUUUAUGAUUAUACACGUGUUUAAAAACCCAUAUAGAUUAUCAUAGAUAGUUAUUAUACAUAACGUACGACAGAGCAUGAGGGCCAUUUUGAAGAAAAACAAAUUGGAGAUUUUGAAAAUUAAGUCAUAAUAUUACAAGAUUAAAGUUGUAAUUCAAUUCGAAAAAAUAUUUACAAAAGUAGCAAAUAAGGUGCAAGGAGAAUCACGAGUUUAUUCAUUACAACUUUACUUUGGUAAUAAAGUUAUAAUAUUAUGAAUUUAUUAUUGUAAUAUUUCAACUUUAUUCCUGUAAUAUUAUGACUUAAUUCUCAUAAUAUUCCAAUUUUGUUCCUGUAAUAUUUUAACUUUAAUCUUAAAAGCUUUUUUUUUAAAAACAUGACCCUUAUACUCCGCUGUAAUAACCUGCUCAAGUCCACUGAAGGAUUUCCAAAUGUAAAACCAAUGCUAUUGUUGUGAGACACGAGGGAAAACAACACAGUUUUUUUUAUUUUAUCUUACAAUGCUGAUAUCAUAAGUCCUAUUUUCUGUAAAUAUCCUAUUCAUAUUUGACACUAAGAACACCAGCUCAUCAGUAUUUACAGAGUGGUGUUUUAAAUGUUGUUCAUUUGACGCACAUGAAGCACAAAGAAUGAGGACUCGGCCGUGUGGAGCCGGGUCUGAUCCGGAAAACAGACGAGCGCAGGUCGUUUUUUUUACUUUUCAUUCAGUAGCGAUGCCAUUUAGCAAAUCCCUGCUGUUGGGUGUCUGUGAGUGACGUGGUCGUGUGUGCAUCUCCCGACGCAGGUUCUCAAACGCUGUGUGUGAUGCUGAUGUUUUCGGUGUUUGACGAGAGAAGAUUAACCUCUGGAGCCUCCUCCUCAGCUUCUGUCUGAUGCAGGUUACAUGUAUGGAGGAUUUCUUUUUUGUUUGCAGCAUCGUGUGUGUAUUGAAGUCCCAGCCUGUUUAUGUGUCAUUUAUUUCCAUUACAAGAGCAGAUCUCAUCUUUAGUGGGCUAAGAGAGUGCAGUAAAAGGAUUCAUUAAGAGGCUGAUUGCCCUUAAAGUGUCCCUGGGGUGUUUUCCUCUCUCUGAGCGGUCCCAGUCAGCCGGGCUGGAGCUGAUGCUGCUCCUCGCUCUGGGCAGCGCUGAAGCACAUUUCUAGGCAUUUUUUUUGGGGGGGGAAGACCUUAACAAACGGAAACUAGUUUUAAAAUGCUUUGCUGUUAUUGCUUUCUAAAUUAAGUGGUUUUCCUGAGAUGUCAAAAAAAAAAAGUCCUGAAUUAAACUUUGCAAAAACAGCAGCAGUCACGCCCUCAUAACAACCACCCUGCAUUUCCAUAAGGAGACAUUAAGCAUUAAGGCUCUAUGUUAUGUUAAGUGCACUUUGUAGCGUUACUUGACAAAUGCACAACCUUAGUUGCACUUAGAUAUGGAAAAAAAAAGUCACCCCCGCUACGCCGGCUAUGUCCGAACAUCUUGUCCUCCAUGAUGGUUUCUUUAUCCCACGUCUGUCCGCUCUGUAUAAUAACCACGUGUCCGCUGUACAUAACCUGCUGUCCAUUCUGUACAGUUCUGAUAUUUGUCUAUAUGAAUAGUAGGAUAUGUUUAAUAGUAUAAUCUGUUCUAAGCAGGUAUCAUGUCAAAACCGUGUGACAUCUAUUGAAGACAAUGUGUUAUGGGCCACUGGCAAUACAAACUAUAUGUAAAUAGGAUUUUAUUUGUGCUACAUUGUAUAAUUUCUUUGUGCUCGUUCAUAAUACCGGUGAGAAUACAAUCCUUUUUUUGGCAACUUUUGAUCUGCGGAGGACUUUCUUUGAACAAUGUGUUUUUCUCUGAAGAAGAAGAAGAAGAAGAAGAAGAAGAAGAAGAAGAAGAAGAAGAAGAAGAAGAAAAGAAAAAAAAAAGAAAAAUGAUCUCCUCUUUCCUCUCCACUGUGAUGGGGAGCUCACACAGAGGCUGUUUGAGAUGCUGCCUGUAUGAAAAGGGGGGACCAUAGACUCUGGAUCUGAUUCGACAUCAGGACCCCUCCUGGCCGACAGGCGUCCAAGCAGACGUGCGGCCCGCUGGCACGGAGGUCAAAGGUCGCCUCCCAGCCCGACCCCGCCGCUCGACCUCUGAUUUGAACUGUAGCCUAUCUUGAUCCUCUUUCAGAUGAAUAACUGUGACUUUGCAUCAUGAAUAGUAUAUUAUUUUGAAUGUAAUCUAGAAGAGGGGUCGGGACCUUUUUUGAAUGUAAUCUAUCUUUGCGGGGGUUAUCGGGGGAGGGGCGGAGAAGGACUCAUGAUUUUUUUGUAAAUACAUGGUAAAGAAAAAAAGACGACAGUUUUCAUUCCUGUGCAGAUAACGACAAAUUUUACUUACAGUGUGAAUACAAAGAGAGAGAGAGUGAGCGUGUGUGAGCAAUGUCUCUGAGGUGGUGCAUGUGCACGUUUGCACAUGCAUCUGUAUGCAAGAGUGUGUGUGUGUGUGCGUGUGUGUGCGUGUGUGUGUGUGUGUGCGUGCUCCUCUGGCAGAUUUAAUCCUGCUUUAAUCAGCCAGUUCUAUCAAUCAAUUCAAUGCUUUGUGCAUCAUGUGAGUAGCUUAUCCACAAUUAAUGGAAAUGUUCCUUGUGAUACUGUGCAUUUAAUAAAGGUGGUAUGUCUUACAAUA
Messenger RNA from Hippoglossus stenolepis (Pacific halibut), 5806 nucleotides. It is a transcript of the gene ntrk2b, whose product is annotated as neurotrophic tyrosine kinase, receptor, type 2b. Gene Ontology annotation, biological process: trans-synaptic signaling by neuropeptide, modulating synaptic transmission; protein phosphorylation; positive regulation of kinase activity. NCBI's taxonomy places the organism in Eukaryota, Metazoa, Chordata, Actinopteri, Pleuronectiformes, Pleuronectidae. The coding region runs from base 69 to 2453 and encodes 794 amino acids. The transcript is spliced from 18 exons. Gene Ontology annotation, cellular component: plasma membrane; signaling receptor complex; axon. The record is from RefSeq and is a predicted model, not a curated record. Gene Ontology annotation, molecular function: ATP binding; brain-derived neurotrophic factor receptor activity; brain-derived neurotrophic factor binding.